AUGGCCACACAGCCAUCAGACAUACAGUUGUGGCAGCUAUACGACGUGCUAUUACCAGGUGAUACGAUUGCGACAGAUUAUGAACGAUGGCGGGAGCUCAAGCGGCUAGUUAUUGUGCACGGUUUACCCCGCGAUGAUAGUCUUUGCUCCUUACGUGGACGUGUGUGGAAGGCUUUUUUAGGAGUGGAAAAUGACGUCGAUAUGACCAAAUACGCAGCACUUGUGGGCAGAGGAGCAUCUCAUUAUGACGGUGACAUUCGUAAUGAUACUUUUCGCACUUUUCGAGGAGAUUUGGAGUUUGCGCAGCGCGUACCAGAAGAAAAGUUAGUGCGACUGUUAAAUGUUUUUAUUAAUGAAUUAGGAUCAAGUCCAUCUGAAGAAGAGAACUCGAAAGAUGGAAAAAAUGGCCGUUGUGGCAAUUUGCCAUCGAUCAGAUAUGUUCAAGGUAUGAAUGUGCUGUGUGCGCCGCUUCUGUAUGUAUUGCCAGAGCCUGAUGCGUACCACAUGUUUUGCCAAUUGAUUGUGAGGCAUUGUCCACAUUACAUGGCACCACAACUCAAAGGCGUUGAGAAGGGUUGCGCUUUGGUUGAUAAAUGUCUACAAACGCUAGAUCCAGAUUUAUAUCGCCACUUAGCUUCACGAGGCAUCACAGCGCAGAUUUAUGCUCUGCCACUAAUUUUGAGUCUGUUUGCUUGCGUCCCACCCUUACAUGAACUCCUUCGCGUUUGGGAUGUGCUUUUUGCAGUGGGUGUUCAUUUUGUCGUCAUACUAGCAGUCGCUCAUACUGUGUUGCUACGCGAGCAACUAUUAAAACUGGAUAUGGACCUGAUGAAAGUCUUAAGCUUACGAUGCGUACCACCUCUUCAGUCAGAUUUACUGAUCUCAGUUGCGUUGCAAUUGCUUCACCGCUUACCAGAAGAUCUAGUAUACGAAAUUGCUCGCCAUCCAUUUGCAAAUCCAGAUGCACCUACGAGUUUGCCAUUGCAUCCAAAGACAAUAUCAGCCAUCGCGACACAGGUCCGGCAGCACAAAUCGAGUCGAAGUGGUCGCCUCUCACAAGAUCAUUGGACAAAAGAUAAAGUUCCGAGGUCUAUGCACAGCACAGACUUACAACUCGAAUCGCCUCGAUCAGAACGUGCCCGCCCGCCUUGGAGGAUUUAA
Messenger RNA from Plasmopara halstedii, 1161 nucleotides. Its product is annotated as bub2 protein. NCBI's taxonomy places the organism in Eukaryota, Oomycota, Peronosporomycetes, Peronosporales, Peronosporaceae. The transcript has 5 exons. The record is from RefSeq and is a predicted model, not a curated record. Bases 1 to 1161 code for a protein of 386 amino acids. Gene Ontology annotation, biological process: activation of GTPase activity. Gene Ontology annotation, molecular function: GTPase activator activity.